Molecule: messenger RNA, 2260 nt
Organism: Hibiscus syriacus
Lineage: Eukaryota; Viridiplantae; Streptophyta; Magnoliopsida; Malvales; Malvaceae
Product: pentatricopeptide repeat-containing protein At2g15690, mitochondrial-like
Exons: 1
Coding region: 106-1923 (605 amino acids)
Biological process (GO): RNA modification
Molecular function (GO): protein binding; zinc ion binding; RNA binding
Source: RefSeq, a predicted model, not a curated record
CUCUACUUGCUUCAUAUCUCACCCCAGCCUUUUAUAAUUUAUCGCCAUCCUUUCUUACAGGGUUUAUCAGAGGUUCUUAUUCGAAAAGCAGCGAAAGCAAAGCAAAUGGGGUCUAUAAUGGCUGUACGUCGUGGACGGAGCCCAACACCAACUCUCACUUAUCUCUUCUCCAAGGUACGCCUUAACUCCUCUCCCUUCACUUUCGAUCGCCACUUUGAUAGAACCCAUUUUUUAUCCCUGGGCGCAAAGUCUCUUAGCACUUCCACCAUCCCAAACAACUACCAGAGAUCCCCGCCUCCUCCUCACAACCAACACCAGCAACCGCCACUGUCAUCUGAUCCCAGGGAUUUUCAUGGCCGACCAAACCCUAAUUUCAAUAACCAAGGGUCCCCUCAAAACCAGGGUUACCAUCAUCCGCAACAACAGGGCGGAGUUCCUGGUAACAAUCAAUGGAAUCCCCGGCUGAAUCAGGGCCACGGUUAUUCUCAACGAGAAAUUCCUAAUCAGUGGAAUCACCAGCAGAAUCAGAAUCAGGGUUAUUCUCAACGAGAAAGGCCUAAUCAGUGGAACCCCCAGCAUAAUCGAAGCUAUCCUCAGUACCCAAAUGCUAAUCCGAUGAAUACACAAAUGCCCAGAAGUCCAAAUCAGUGGAAUAAUCAGGAUCAAAGCCAAGGGUACCCUCAAGGUAGAAAUUAUAAUGAAAGAGCUCCACAAAGUCAAAACCCUAAUCAGUCGGGCAGUGUCAGAGGGAAUCAAGGCCAAAUGAUGGAGCAUGUACAGACUGAGCCAGCUCCUUCAUUGAUAGAUUUAACGCGGUUGUGUCAUGAGGGGAAAGUUAAAGAAGCUAUUGAAUUGAUGGGUAAAGGAGUUAAAGCUGAUGCUAAUUGUUUUUCGUCUUUGUUUGAGUUAAUUGGAAAUCCCAAAUCACUUGAGGAUGCAAAGAAAGUUCAUGAUUACUUCUUGCAAUCGACCUGUCGAGGUGACCCUAGAUUGAACAAUAAAGUGAUUGAAAUGUAUGCAAAAUGUGCUAGCAUGACUGAUGCACGAAGAGUUUUUGAUCACAUGCCUGAUAGGAAUAUGGAUACUUGGCAUUUGAUGAUUAAUGGGUAUGCAGACAAUGGCUUGGGAGAUGAUGGGUUGCAGUUGUUUGAGCAGAUGAGAAAUUUUGGAUUGAAACCGACUGAACAGACUUUCCUUGCAGUUCUUUCAGCUUGUGGUACUGCAGAAGCUAUAGAAGAAGGGUUUUUACAUUUUCAAUCAAUGGAGAGUGAGUAUGGGAUUUCUCCGGGGGUCGAGCAUUAUAUGGGCCUUAUGGGUGUUCUUGGAAAAUCUGGUCAUCUUUAUGAAGCUAAAGAUUAUAUUGAGAAAAAGCUGCCUUUCGAGCCAACUGUUGAAGUUUGGGAGGCAUUGAGGAAUUAUGCUCGAAUUCAUGGAGAUGUUGAUCUUGAAGAUUAUGUUGAGGAGUUGAUUGUUGAUCUUGACCCAUCAAAGGUUGAUGCUAAUAAAAUCCCCACGCCACCACCAAAGAAACGUACUGCAAUCAGCAUGCUUGAUGGAAAGAACAGAAUUGGUGAAUUUCGUAAUCCGACCCUUUACAAGGAUGAUGAGAAACUGAAAGCCUUGAAAGCGAUGAAAGAAGGAAGUUAUGUGCCUGACACAAGAUAUGUUCUUCAUGACAUUGACCAAGAGGCAAAAGAGCAAGCACUUCUGUACCAUAGUGAGCGAUUGGCAAUUGCGUUUGGUCUAAUCAGUACCCCAGCUAGGCAAACUCUUAGGAUCAUCAAGAACCUCCGUGUAUGUGGUGAUUGUCACAAUGCCAUCAAGAUCAUAUCAAGGAUUGUUGGGAGGGAAUUGAUUAUUAGAGACAACAAGCGUUUCCAUCAUUUCAAAGAUGGCUUAUGUUCUUGUGGUGAUUACUGGUGAAAGACCUCACAUCAUUGCAAGGAUGGCUUAUUAGAGAGAUCACAUGCUCUUCCAUCAUUUCAAGGAUGGCUUAUAUUCUUGCAGUGAUUACCAGUAAAAGGCCUCACAUCAGUUUUGUGAAUUCUUUCUAUUUAGAUUUUGAUAUAUAAUGUUUUAGAGUUUUAGGGAAUAUGCAUUGCUGUGAAUGGGACUGUUGUUGACUCGCUGCAUGUGUUUUCAAGUGAAUGGCUCAUUAUUGGGCAAUAUGUAUACGUUUCUGCUUGUUCUGAUGCUUAAUUAGUAGUAUUUUACUAAGUUUUUAGUGUCUGCUCUUCUACAUAGCCUUUUUUUCCCUGAA